UCGGGGAGGGGGGGUGGAAGAAAGGAUGAGAACGGGAAAAUCGAAGUCGCGCCGUAUCGUUUCACAGUUAAUGAGCUGCUGUCUGCGGUUAAGAGCGGUUAUUGAUUGUUUUGUUUGAUUGCCGAGGACACUGACUUUCGUGGGACGCAUACUUGCUGCGUAUGAACAAUACGAAACUAUUAUAAUAAAUAAACGCGAGUGGUUUCACGUCAGUGCGCCGCUUUUAAAACUCUUAAUACAGCCUGGUGGUUUCCAUGAGACGUUUUGUUAGGCUAAAUGUCAUUUUUAGUCAAUUGCGCCACCUUCCGGUCAAGAACUGAGUCCUCGGGAAAAAUAGACGACGCAUAAAAAAAUAGACAACAAAUAAAAUUUGCGCGUACAAAUUUCUUGACGUAUGUCAAACUAAGUGUAAGAUAAUUAUUUUUCGUGUACUACAAAUGAAGGGUGAAAUUUAUUACCCCUGGAAUUGAUUUUAGUGACAUUUGUCUGUAAAUUAUUUAAUUAUGCAUUUAAAUGAGCACUUUAGGAAAGUACUGAAAUGUGGUAGCUUUGUGUAAAAAAAUAAAUAAAUAAAUAAAUAAUUGAUAAAGCAUUGCGUUAGAUACAUUUAUGUACUCACAUGCUCAGACGUGGCAUAUUUACAUAAAUAAAUUACACGGAAAUGUAAAGAAAAAAAACAACAGGCAAGAUUCACAACACUGAAAACUAAGGACUUUUAUUUUGAAGGCCGUGUUUUAACUUUCGGUCGGGUUUACUGUAGCAAGCGCUGAUCGCUUGUACUUUACAUUUGAAGAAACAUGGCUUUCCAGUGUCAGAGGGACUGUUACAUGCAGGAGUUCGACACGUGUGUCGAGUCUUGCGUGCCGGCAGAAUUAACCUUCGAGAAUAAUGGAAAGAAAGAAAAGGUGAAAGGCUUCAAUCUGAAACUGAAAGACACGAUUCUGUUUCCAGAGGGCGGAGGACAGCCUGACGAUCACGGGACGGUUGGUGGUGUCCCUGUCCUGAGAGUGUUGAGACAGGGUCCGGAGGCGGUGCACUUCAUCAGCUCUGCUCUGGAGGAGGGUCAGGAGGUGCACGUCAAGCUGGACUGGGAGAGACGCUGACACAUGCAGCAGCAUUCGGGUCAACACUUGAUCACAGCUUUGGCUGAUACAAUGUUUGGAUACAAAACCACCUCUUGGGAUUUGGGCCGUCAGCGAAGCAGCAUAGAGCUGGACACGGCCGCGGUGAAGCCUGGAGAGAUGGAGGCUUUGGAGGCGGCUGUGAAUGAGAAGAUUCGUGCACACAUUCCAGUCAUGGUCAACCUCCUCUCCGUUGAUGAUCCUGCUGUGGAGAAGGUGAGAAGCCGAGGUCUUCCUGACGACCACGCUGGACCCAUCAGGAUCAUUGACAUCGAGGGCGUAGACGCCAACAUGUGCUGCGGGACUCAUGUGUCCAACCUCAGUCACCUUCAGGUUAUAAAGAUUUUGGGGACCGAAAAAGGGAAGAAGAAUAAAAUCAACCUGAUUUUCAUAGCUGGAAACAGAGUGCUGAAAUACGCCGAAAAGAGUUACAGCGUUGAAAAAUCGCUGACUGGUCUUCUCAAGACAGGAGCAGAUGAGCACGUCGAUGCUGUGGACAAGAUACAGAAGACUGUCAAACGUCUUCAGAAGAGUAAUCUAAUUAUCCUGAGGGAAAUGGCUGUUCUGAUAGCGCAGAACUUCAAAAACCAAGCGGGCAGGGGAAACUUCUUCAGCUUGCACAACAAAGACGGUGAUAAUGAGUUCAUGAACAUCAUUGCGAACGGCAUUGGAUUUCAGGACACGGUGAUCUUCCUGACCGUGGGUGAGGAGAAGGGUGCCGGGCUGUUCCUGCUCGCAGGGCCUGAGGACAUCGUCUCUGAAGUGGGACCUCGGGUGGCGGAUCUGCUGCAGGGUAAAGGAGCGGGAAAAGCUGGACGUUACCAGGGUAAAGCCAACAGCCUGGCCAAGAGAGCAGAGGCUGAGGCUUUACUGAAGGAGCACAGCUGCAAACUAACCGUAGGAGAGGAAUGAAACAGCGGUGCAGUCACGUCUAUACCCAAAUACAUGAACCCUUUUGCGACUCGUCAGAACAGCUUGACUUCGUUUUAUCGGUCUACACUGGAAGCGCUCAAUACGUCCCAACACAUCACGACGGAGCUUUAGUUGAAAGAUGCUCCGUUUCUGUUUUUCAUGAAGCACAUAACUAAUCCAGCCUAUUUAUUUUUCCCGUCCAUUUAAAAAAAAAUAAAAAUUAUUAUUAUUUAGCCUUCUGACUCGUUGGGUUAAAGGCAGCUCGUGACAUUUUGGACCUUAAAUGUAAGUCAUUUUACUAGAAAAUAAAUCUAGGCAUACGAGCAUUUUUAUACAAAUGGGUUUUAGCUGAAAGCGAAAUAGGAAACGAAUUCUAUAAAUUAUAUUAUCUUCCUGCUGAUUGGUCCUUGACGGCAUGCAGCAUCCGACGCAGUCCCUGGGAUGUUGUUUGCUUCCAGCGUAGCUAAAGUGCUUCGGAGAAGCGUCGCUUGAACGGUGGACUUUGGUGUAAUUGGAGCUGGUUAAUGUAGCGACGAUGCCUUUUCACUGGAAGUUAUAAAAAAUAUCUUCAUCGCUAAUCAUUUGGUGUUGCCCUGCUGUACGACUGAGGUUACGAAAACAGUGUAUUAGUUGGAGCAAAAUUAAAUGCCUCAAUUGUCAAUGAAAGUUUGUAUUUUUUUUUUCUUUGUCGUAGCGCACGCUCUUCAAAAAAUCGCCAUAAUUCAUAAAUGCUUAUCAGCCGUUGGAUUGGUUCAUAAUAUAAAUAGCCAAAAAACUAAAUGUAUAAGAAUAAAAAACAGCCAGAUAGACAUAUAAUAAACUUGCAGAACAUUGACGUUGUUAUAAGAACAAAUAAUCGCUGUAUAAUUUACACUGCAAAUCAUUUUCUGUAAUGCAAGUCUUUAGAUGCCUCUGUGCAGUCAUCACCAAACAUAAAGCUGAUUGAAUGCUAAAAAUGAAUGUUUUUGAAAUGAAGUAUUUGUAAGCGUGUGAUUCACUCACACCUGACUGUACCGUACAGCUUGUGCUUAAUAAAUCAUCUUCCAAUUAA
This is a messenger RNA of Puntigrus tetrazona (Sumatra barb), 3084 nucleotides long. RefSeq names its product alanyl-tRNA synthetase domain containing 1 (gene aarsd1). The record is from RefSeq and is a predicted model, not a curated record. Gene Ontology annotation, biological process: regulation of translational fidelity; tRNA aminoacylation. NCBI's taxonomy places the organism in Eukaryota, Metazoa, Chordata, Actinopteri, Cypriniformes, Cyprinidae. Gene Ontology annotation, molecular function: aminoacyl-tRNA ligase activity; Ser-tRNA(Ala) deacylase activity; ATP binding.